GAUAAAUAGCGCGCGCCUCCUCCCCCCUACUAUGGUCACUAUUUCAGUGGGACACGAGUAGAAGCUGUUCAUUUCGGGGCCAGAGUGUGGAUUAUGGCAUCGAUCCUGCUGUUUGGUUUGAUAUUAUCGGUGGCUGCGACAGCCCCUGAAGUCUGGAUGCAAAGUGCCCCGCCAGGUUUGCUGAAGACUGAAUGCCGCGACAGUGUUUUUUGGGUUGGACUGAAUAAGGAUUUUCUUGCUGGGAAGUUCUGGCAGAUUAGCGUUGUUGAUCCUGCUGGCAAAAUCUAUCUUGUUACACCAAGGUUUGCUUCGCAGUGUGGUUACACGAUUACAGUGGAUUCCUGGAAUAAUGUCGAAUUCCGUGCCUCUGUCCUUAGCUGCUGUGUACACAUUGUGAAUGAUGAACAGUUCAACCUCACUAUACAAAUACAUGUAGGAACUGACAAGCUCAAGGCUUCAACAUAUAUUCAGGAUCUAUCAUGUAUGUACUCACCAUGGGCUGCAAGGGAAAUCUUCUGUGAAGAAAACUACAUGCAGGUUUCAGUACAAAGGAAGAUCCCACCAAUUGAAGAAGAUUAUGCACAGGAUUCUCAGGACUGGUCUUUAAUACUUCCGGAAGCAAGCAGUGCAGAAAGUGGAAUAUGGCAAGUGGUGUUUCAUGUGUCUGGUGACAAAAGGAUUAUGACUGUGAAAGAAGCACAUCAAAUGAACUAUGGAAUCAAUAGUACAGUGUCUCGUAUAUUGCUUCGUGCCCCCUAUCAUACAAAUGAGGCUCAAACAGUUUUGGUCCAGGGUGUGCCCUUGACAGUAAUACGAUCAAGUACUUUUUACAAACAGCAUUGGAUGAUUCUUGUUGUUGACACUGCUGUGGCUUGUCCCCUUGAUGGUACCUCAUUCACUGAUGACAAGAUCAUCUGGACAGUACCAAGAAUCUUCACUCCAAUUGUAACCAGUGCAGUUCAUCAAGACAACCGCUCCAUGGGAGUGAAUGGGGUAAAGUUGGAUCCUACAACAAUGGCAGAAAGAAACUACACCAUUGACCAGAAUGAUACAGCCGUUGCUAUAAAGGUCCCGAUUGGAGCACAGGAUGGAUACUACAAGAGCCAUGUGGUGGAUGGCCAGUAUGGUAUCAAGUACAGUAUUAACUUGUUCCUGGAGCACCUGUGGGAAGAUGAGGCAUGGGGACUGAAUAAAAUCAAUGUGAUCCAUCCAGUUACUACACCCUUUAUACCUCAGCCCCUGGUUCUCACUGAUGAUACCAUUCCUGAGCAAUGGCUAUUCAAUGUCUCAUUGGGCAACUUCCUUCCUGAUGUAGAACUCACAAAGCUCACUCUGGACUCUCAGUCCUUCCCUGUGGAUGAAGAGAGCCAGAUGUUUAAUGUGUACAGUGGGACUAACAUAAAUGAGACAGCCUUGAACAGAAUCUUCAUCCUGGAAGUUCCAAUGGAGUCACCAGUUGUGGACAGAAAGUAUAUAGGAGAUGGUGUUGAACAAUAUACCCUUGAUGUCAUCUACACAAUGACUGUGGUACCAGAAGAUCUAACAUUCACCCAUGCGGUUCACUUAGUACACUACCACAAAAUAGUGCUUCCUGUGGCAGAUGGCUUUUGUGGUGAAGAGAGCAUGACGCUGAUGGUAACACAUGGAACCUUGGAUCGGCACUGGAUUCCUUUCAUUGGAAAUAUGCAGCUCACCCCCCAUGCUGCUGAGCAGUAUGGCUAUAUCCUGAGAGAGAAUGGUACCCACUCAGUAAUAACCAUUCCCCAUGAUGCAGCUGAAGUAGUUCAUGAAGCAAUAAAUGAGCAAGGUCUUCGCAACAGAUUUGACUUGAAAUUCCAGGAUAAUAAAACCCUGGAUGUUCUGGUCAACUUUUCUGUUUCUUGCAGCUUUUCAAUAAGUGACUUGAUAACAUGUUUCCCAAAUGGAAGAAUUGUCAUCACUGCUCUGAGACUUGAAGCAUUGUUGGGAGUGGAUGGGAAAAUGAUGCUGAAAGAUAAAACCUGUAGACCAAAGGAGAGUAGUGCUUUCCAGGUCAUGUUUGACUUUUUUGCAAACGCAUGUGGGACAAGUAGAAGGUUUGAGGAGGAUUACAUGAUCUAUGAGAAUGAAGUAGCUUUCUUCAAAAAGUCGACUAGUGAUCCAGUAUAUCGGCUUGCAGUAUCCUGUCGCUACCAUGUAAAUGACUCCCUACACCUUCAGUUUGAACACCAACUGAAUCCUCAGCCAACAGUUGUACCUGGAUAUGGACCUCUGAUCUUGAUGAUGCAACUUGCCACAGAUGUGUCCUAUUCUAAGCUGUAUGAGGAAGGUGACUAUCCAGUUGUGAAGUAUCUGACUGAUCCCCUCUAUGUAGAAGUGCAGCUGCUGCACAACAAAGAUCCACAAAUUGAACUGUUCCUGCAGGACUGUUGGGCAACUGCAUCACCAGACAGACACAGCAUUCCACAGUGGGCCCUAAUUAUCAACAGCUGUGAGAAUAAAGCUGACUUGUAUAGAACCACCUUCCAUCCAGUAACCAAGAAUGAGCGGGUUAAAUAUCCUGCUCACUUCAAAAGGUUUGAAGUCCAGAUGUUUACUUUCACCUGGGGGAAUAAUCACACCAAGGAACAGGUAUACUUUCACUGCAGUGUAGCCUUGUGCAGGAAGGAGCUAGUAAAUAGAUUCCUGUGUCCUGGUCAAUGUAUACCAAGGAAACAACGAAUAGGUCGAAGUGCUGACACAGCCCACCACGUGCAGGGAUAUGUAUCAUCGGGAGCAGUUCUGAUUUUGACAGAAUUCCCUACUGUGGAGAGCAAGAGUCAGCAAGGUGAAGAA
Molecule: messenger RNA, 2814 nt
Organism: Rhincodon typus (whale shark)
Lineage: Eukaryota; Metazoa; Chordata; Chondrichthyes; Orectolobiformes; Rhincodontidae
Gene: zpax1
Product: zona pellucida protein AX 1
Exons: 21
Source: RefSeq, a predicted model, not a curated record